Messenger RNA from Sipha flava (yellow sugarcane aphid), 1112 nucleotides. RefSeq names its product coatomer subunit epsilon (gene epsilonCOP). Gene Ontology annotation, molecular function: protein binding; structural molecule activity. Gene Ontology annotation, cellular component: COPI vesicle coat. The record is from RefSeq and is a predicted model, not a curated record. Gene Ontology annotation, biological process: intra-Golgi vesicle-mediated transport; endoplasmic reticulum to Golgi vesicle-mediated transport; retrograde vesicle-mediated transport, Golgi to endoplasmic reticulum. The coding region runs from base 152 to 1057 and encodes 301 amino acids. Lineage: Eukaryota; Metazoa; Arthropoda; Insecta; Hemiptera; Aphididae. The transcript has 7 exons.
AUAAGACUAAAAAGUUGAAAAAUAAUAAAUAAUAUCAUAUCGUUUUGACGUUUCAAUUUAUGUCACUUCUAGGUUCGAGUUGCGUUUAUUCGUGAGCAGCAUUACAUAAAAAUUUAUUUUUUAAUAAUAAGUUUUUUAAUUUUCAUGAAAAAUGACGGAUAUUGUAAAACAAGCAGAGUCCUAUGAAGCAAAUGAACUGUUUGAUAUUAAAAACUCAUACUAUAUUGGAAACUACCAACAAUGUAUAAACGAUGCUCAGAAAGAACCGCCAAAUUAUGGAAAUUUACGUUUACAACGUGACAUAUUUAUGUAUCGUGCUUAUUUAGCACAAAAAAAAUUUGGCAUUGUUCUAGCAGAAAUAAAAAGCAAUUCAGCAGCAGAAUUGAAACCAUUUAAAUUAUUAGCUGAAUAUUUACAAAAUUCAGGUGAUAGGAGUUUAAUAUUAAAAUCAUUAGAACAAGAAUUGGAAAGUAUGUAUGAAAUAAAUCAUUCACUUGUUAUUGUUGCGGCAACAAUUUACAAUCAUGAACACAAUUAUGAAUCUGCUCUUCGAGUUCUUAAUAAUGAUGAUACUCUAGAAGGUGUUGCAUUGUCUCUGAUAAUAUAUUUAAGAAUGAAUCGAGUAGAUUUAGCUAUUAAAGAAUUUCGAAAGCUAAGAGAGAAGGAUGAAGAUGCAACAUUAACACAAAUGGCACAAGCUUGGUUAAACUUGGCAAUGGGCGGAGAAAAAUUACAAGAAGCAUACUACAUAUUUCAAGAACUAACUGAUAAGUAUGGAGUCACAGCUUUACUAUUAAAUAGUCAAUCAGUAUGUUAUAUUGGACAAGGUGAAUAUAAAAAAGCAGAGAUUUCUUUACGUGAUGCUUUAGAAAAAGAUAGCAAUGACAUUGAUUCCCUAGUAAAUUCAUUGUAUAUUUCUGGUCAUGUGAAAGUACCAGUUGAUGUAACUAAAAGGCAGUUAAAUAUGUUACGAGAUGCUUACCCCAAUUCUGAUUUUAUUAAAACUUAUAAUAAAAAAGAAGCUGAAUUUGAUUUAUUAUCACAAUCAUACCAAUAAUUAUCCAUGUAUUAAUACAUCUUGUGAACUAAAUAUAUAUAUAUAUAUAAAUAUA